AUGGAUUUCGCAAAGCUCAUGUCGGCGCACAUAAAGAAGGGCAAAGAUACUGCCUCCCCCUCGGACUCCAAGGACAAGAAAUAUCUCAAGCGCAGCGAAGUCGAAGCGCAACGGCAAGCCGCAUACGUGGCCGAACAAGAAGCCGAGGAAAGAGCGCGACGGGAACGAUCAGACAGGAAGAGGAAAGCCGAGGAAGAGGAAGCUGAGAAAGAAUCCGAGAGACGGGAGAAGCGGAUGCGACUGGCGGAAGAGUCGCGACAAAGGCGCAAAGACGAGGAGGAGGCCGAAGAAAGGAGGCAAAGAAAACGGCUGGGUCUGCCUGAUCUGCCACCAAAGCAGAAAGAGGGUGAAGAUGAGGGGACCCCGAUACCCGACGAGGAGGACAUUAAAGACGAAGAUCUCGUGGCCAAGCUAAGAGCUCUAGAUGAGCCAGCGCGAGUAUUCGGCGAAACGCACAAGCAACGCCUGAAACGGUACAAGAAGCGCGUUGGAGCAGACAGCCUAGCGGCCAUUAUGACCGAUGGCCCAAUACCCACCACGCUGCAGCUGGUCCCCGAGAAAGACAUGAAGGUGGUGCUCAAGGUGCCUCAGGACAAAGAAGGUCGGGAAUUUCUGUUCAGGCAGCUGGCGAGCUACUUCACCAUGGUGCUCAAAGAAUGGGACACUACGCUCGCGCAUCGAGACCCCGAAGUCAAGGAGAGCUAUCAAGGCAAGCAAGCCUACGCAGCCAUGGUACAAGCACGCGAGAACAUGCGUCCACUCUUCAAGAAGCUGGAAAAGUUUGAUCUGCUAGACAGCAUUCUCGAGCCUGUCGUCGAGAUUGUGCAUGCUGCGCAAGAGCGACGCUACGUCGAUGCGAAUGAUGGGUACCUUAGACUCAGCAUUGGCAAGGCCGCGUGGCCUAUUGGUGUUACUAUGGAAGCCUACUUCACAUAUCCCCCGGAGCCUCAAUCAGCAGUCGACCAUGAUAUUCUGUUCCGGCCGGGCAUUGCCCCAGAUGGAUCCGAUACCUUCACGCCAAGAACGGUGAUAUAUGAUCUGAAAGGUGCCUUUGGGAGCAUGAGAAAGAUCAACGCACUGUAUGAAGCCGAAGAUGACAGAAGUAUACUGGACCAGACUGGAGUGUGGCCGUCCAAACCCAUCAUCCAGCGUGCCACGCAAACCAUUCCACAGUCGGCAUACCAGGAACACCUCGAUGCAGGCCUAAACCCGCCGUCGUUGAGUACAUCGACUGUUCGCUACUGGUCUGACUAUAGUCGAGUCUACUAUCACCCAAAGUCAAUUGUUCAACUGUCAGAGUUUGAAGUUAACGACCAGCUGAUGCCGUUCGAGAAUUGGGAAGUUGGUAUGGAGCUUUUCGAGAAGCUCGAGAGGGAAGUAGACCUAGUCGACAGAGAUCUACGACCGUUUGUCGAAGAGUGCGAUGGCAUCCAGGGCCUCCAAAUCUUCACUGGCGUCGACGAUGCCUGGGGCGGAUGGGCAUCGGGAUGGUUGGAGAGAUUGAGAGAUGAGUACGGGAAGAUGAGCAUCUGGACUUGGGGGCUAGGAAACCAUGGUGCAAACACGAAGACCCCUCGUGAGAGACGAUUGCAGCAAGUCCAAAACUCUUCACGAUCACUCCAAAUUCUGGGCGAACAAUCAUCAGUCUACAUUCCAAUGUCGAACAGUCCAGCCAAGUACCCAGGAUAUCUGUCGAUGGACGCUACAUCGUCAUGGCAUAUCGCUGCGUUACAGGCUGUAGGCCUGGAGAGCAUGACGAUUUCGUCUCGGCUGAGAACUUCCCUGGGUGGACGCGGCACGCUUCAGGAUCUUGAAAACACCAUCAACAGCACAGGGAAACGACGUAUAGGCAAGUUUGAAAUGAGCGUCGCAGACCCGGACGUUCUCUCGCAGAACGCUCCGGGCGAGAUUGCAUCUGCCGAAAAGGCGGGCUCAACAACAUCGCGACGCACAAGCGAUGACGACAGCCAGUUGAGCAAUUUCGACAUCGACGUCUUCACACGGGACUACAGAGUCACUUCCCGUCGGCCUGGAAAGAAAGAGCAUACUUUUGGCAGAGCGGAAUCUUCUCGGGGAGACUGGGCCCUCUCUGACGAUUAUGGUGGUCGUGAUCCUCAUGAUAGAUUUGAAAACGGGCCGGCGGUGCAAAGGUUUACCGCACCGAUACUUUUCCCGCUACUUGACAGUUUUCCAGCAUCGAUUUUUGACGUAGGUUCUGGUCAUGCCACCAAGCUUGGUGUCCAUGCUGGGCUUAGUACUAGUACGGCUGUCGCGGAUCAGAUACGAGCAGUCGAGCAAGUUGUCAAGCGAAUGGUGGGAAUCGAAGAAAGAGAGGCGCUCUGCAACGGCCUGCAGGUCCUCGCAGAAGAGUAUGAUGAAGGAUGGGACAGUGGCACUGACAGCGACGACGACGAUGAAUAG
Messenger RNA from Cucurbitaria berberidis CBS 394.84, 2421 nucleotides. Its product is annotated as tubulin nucleotide-binding domain-like protein. NCBI's taxonomy places the organism in Eukaryota, Fungi, Ascomycota, Dothideomycetes, Pleosporales, Cucurbitariaceae. Bases 1 to 2421 code for a protein of 806 amino acids. The record is from RefSeq and is a predicted model, not a curated record. Gene Ontology annotation, cellular component: spliceosomal complex; cytoplasm. Gene Ontology annotation, biological process: RNA splicing; mitochondrion distribution. The transcript has 4 exons.